AUGUCAAGAAAGGAUCCUAUUAUACCAACUCCUUCCACUUUUACUAUACCACAUUCUCAACAUACUUCAUCCUCAUCUUCAACUAACCAAACCAACUAUGGCGAAAUACCAACUAGGCCUCUCACCACUUUGUCUUCUGUUCCCACGCGUACUACACCUCCAUACGCCGAAUCUAGUAGUAUCGCAUCAACAACAAAGUCUAAUACUUCUUUACCAAAAUCUCAUUCCUCUCAAACUGAUACUACUGGUUAUCGACCUCUUAAUGUGAAGGAUGCACUCUCUUAUUUGGAUCAAGUGAAAAUUCAAUUUGGUGAUAGACCUGAUGUUUACAACCGUUUCCUGGAUAUUAUGAAAGAUUUCAAAAGUCAAAGUAUCGAUACGCCAGGUGUGAUUGAACGUGUAUCUACUUUGUUUCAAGGUCAUCUUACCCUGAUUUCUGGAUUCAAUACAUUUUUGCCCCCAGGAUAUCGUAUAGAAUGCUCUACUGAUCCACGGGAUCCCGAUUUGAUUCGUGUUACUACGCCUUCUGGAACUAUCACCACAUCAACCAAACUUCAUCCUCAGCAUUAUCCUCCUCCACCUAUGGAUAAAGCUACCAUACCUGCAAACCCUAUGUAUUAUGGAUUACCCUAUGCAAAUUUCAACAAUGCAAUUAACUAUGUUAACAAAAUCAAGAAUCGGUUUAUUGAUAAUCCUGAUGCUUAUAAACAAUUCCUGGAAGUACUACAAACAUAUCAAAAGGAAGAACAGAAAAUCGAAGAUGUGUAUGCUCAUGUACAACGACUCUUUCAUGGACAUGGUGAUUUAUUGGAUGAAUUUCAACAAUUCUUACCUGAACAAAAGAAAAUGAAACCUGGAAAUGAAACAUCGAUUAAUCAUGAUGAUGAUGAACGAUAUAUUAAACGUGUUGGAUAUAGUAAUAGUCAAGGUUUUGAUCCAAACAACCCAUCCAUUUCAGCAGGAGAAGUGGAAUUAUUUGAACAAAUUAGAAAGCACAUCGGCAACAAACCAUCCUAUGAAGUCUUUUUGAAAUUAUUGAACCUUUAUACUCAAGAUAUUGUUGACCUGGAUACAUUAUUGGAAAGAGUGGAUAGCUUUUUAGGAAACAAACCCGAGUUAUUCGAUUGGUUCAAGUCUGUUAUUGGAUACGAAACUACUGUGGUCUCCUCUUUUUCCAUCUUUGGUUCUGAAAAGCCUCAUCAUAUUAUACCCAAGCCUGACCUUGUGCGCUGCAAAACUGUUCGUGAUAGUCCCAGUUAUCGGUUGUGGCAACAUCAACCCUGCUCUGGUCGGGAUAGUUUAUGUUGGGAAGUGUUGAAUGAUGCUUAUGUUUCUCAUCCAAUUUGGGCAAGUGAAGAUAGUGCAUUUGUAGCAUCAAAGAAAAAUCCUUAUGAAGAAGCCAUGCACCGCUGUGAAGAAGAUAGAUAUGAAUAUGAUCUCAAUAUUGAUGCCAAUCUGAAUUGUAUAGCUUUGCUUGAACCGAUUGUCAAAAAGAUUGAAAUAAUGUCACAAGAAGAACAAGAAGAAUUUACUCUUACUCCUGGUUUGGGUGGACAGACCGUUUCUAUUUAUGAGCGCAUACUGAAGAAAAUCUAUGGGUCAGAUCGUGGUUCUGAGAUCAUUCAAAUGCUAUAUUCUGAUCCUGCUCGUGUGGCACCUGUGGUCAUGAAGCGAUUGAAGCAAAAAGAUAAAGAAUGGACAAAGGGACAGCUCGAGUGGAACAAGGUGUGGAGGGAAAUUGAUGAGAAAAAUUAUUACAAGUCGCUGGAUUAUCAAGGAUUGACCUUUAAAACUACAGAACGCAAGACUAUCACCAAUCGCUACCUACUCAACGAAAUUGAAUCCAUUUAUCAGCAUCAAGACGAUGAGGAUGAUGACACAGACAAGCAUCCAAUGGAUAAUGUUUAUCAAUUCACAUGCGACGAUAUAUAUAAGGAUAUUUCACUUUUGAUUUUCUCAUACAUGGAACACCAAACUGGAUUCAGUAAAGGGGACCGCGACAAGGUACGGCAUUUUUUACAGUUAUUUGUUCCACGCUUUUUCGAUAUGGAUGACGAGGAUGAAGAUAUGGAAGAAGCGAAUGAUCAAGAUGGCGACGAAGGUGAUGAUACUAAUCCAUCCUCUCCUCCAUCUGAAGAUUAUUCUGAUGCUGAUCACCACCAAGGGAAAACUAAUAACAAAAAACAACGACGUCAAGUACAGCAACGUAGUAGUCAACGACAACAGGCCUUUAGGUCAUCAUCAAGGAUCAAAACCGCAACUGCAAACAACAAUCGAUCCAAGUUAAAAUCAGAUGGACUGUCCAAUGACGAAGAAGAUUCAAGCAAUCAGAGUGAAAAUAGAACGGAUCGUACAAAUGAAAAUAAUGACGAACAACCUUUGAUAUUGGAGAAGCAAACUAUCAGUACGGCAACAUCACCUACAACCUCAUCAACAUCAUCUAUUUCAGAGACGGCACUUUCAUCUUUACCUUCUUUGGACGAAUAUGAUCAAUCAAAACAACAAUUUCUUUUUGGAAACUCACACUUUUAUUGCUUUAUCAGAUUAUACGAGAUACUCUUUGGACGAUUAGCGAAAAUGAAGCGACUUGGAGAAAAACUAGGCAAUGAAUCAAAGGCUGAUGAUUUCAAUAGUGUAGCAGAAAAAUUAGGACUGAAAUCUAAUCGAUUCGAUAACAUAGAUUUGACUCAAGGUCAUUACAAAGCAUUACUGGAACAAAUUGACCGCUUCUUUGAUUCCGAUGUGGAUAUUGCCAUGUUUGAAGAAAUUGCUCGCUACCUUUUUACUACUGAAGCUUAUAUCCUUUUCAAUAUAGAUAAAUUGGUGCAUGCCUUGGUGAAACAGAUUCAGACCAUUAUUGGUGAUGAAAAAUCCAUGGAACUAUUACGUUUAUAUCAAGAUAAUCACCAACUAAAUAAAGCAGCGAUCUAUCGUCCUCUUUCCGUAUACCGUGACCUGGCAGAAAAUAUCAUUGGUCAAAAUGAACAUGUAUUCCAACUGGAUUACAACAAGGAUAAACAGCGACUUUCUAUUCACUUGGUUGGACAAGAUGGAGAAGAAACUAAUCAAUACGAUCAACAUGAAAAAUACUUGACAAGUUAUAUGAAAUGGCCCAAAGUGACACAAGGUUUAACUACAUCUCUGAUGAUCAAAUCCAGUCUCAAAAGAAAUUUGAUAGGAGGGAUGAAAUCACUAGAUGACGUGAUUGUAGAAAGCAAACUUGAAUAUCUAGUAGAUGACGAUACUUAUCGACUCUCUUACAAACCUGAUACUGAAGAUCUCUUUUAUCGACCAUCAUCUUGUGCAGUCUCUUGGACCAAAUACCGGUGGGAAAAUCUUUUAUUGUCUAAAGGAUUCAGUCAUGAAGAUACGGAAAAAGAAGCUAGACAGUUACUUAUUGGCAAGCAUGGACUCUCACUAGAUUAG
Messenger RNA from Halteromyces radiatus, 3426 nucleotides. RefSeq lists its product as uncharacterized. The coding region runs from base 1 to 3426 and encodes 1141 amino acids. Gene Ontology annotation, biological process: negative regulation of transcription by RNA polymerase II. Lineage: Eukaryota; Fungi; Mucoromycota; Mucoromycetes; Mucorales; Cunninghamellaceae. Gene Ontology annotation, molecular function: transcription corepressor activity. The transcript is spliced from 16 exons. The record is from RefSeq and is a predicted model, not a curated record. Gene Ontology annotation, cellular component: chromatin; Sin3-type complex.